GGCCCCCCCUUUUUGCCAGUGCAGCACAGAGCUCUGAGCAUUGAGCAUUGGGGUGGUGGUGGUUUAGGCUUUGGUAGACCGGGGGGUUCAGUUCUGCCUGGUUUUGGUGUGGUUGGAGCAGCUGGUUGGAGGUCCUCCACUCUCUUGGCAGCAUCCGAGCAUCCCAUCCUUUUUCAUUCCUGCAUCCUCAGCCGAACCUCUUCGAGCUGAGAAUGAAAGCCAUCAGCCCGGUGCGAUCCGUGAGGAGCUGCUACGAGGCUGUGUGUUGCCUCUCGGAGCAGAGCCUGGCCAUCGCCCGGGGCAGCAGCAACAAGAGCCCAGCCUUGGAGGAGCCCAUGAAUUUGCUCUACGACAUGAACGAUUGUUACUCCAAAUUGCGAGAGUUGGUGCCCGGCAUCCCGCAAGGUACCAAAGUGAGCCAAGUGGAGAUCCUCCAGCACGUCAUCGACUACAUUUUCGACCUCCAGAUCGUGCUGGAGGAAGGGGCCAAGGGACGAGACCCUUCCUCCGAGGCCACCUUGUUGUCCCUUAAGGCGGCCGAACUCGCUUCUGAACUCUGCUCGAAAGACGAGAGAAGUUUGUGUCACUAACGGCUGCUGCAACAGCAAACAGGCAGCGAGUGUCGGUUCCUGGUUCGUUAUCAGCCGGAGGUAAAUAGCAGCUUCCUCCGUGGCGCCGAGCUGUCUGCGACCUCACCGGCCCCGGCAUCGCCUCCCCCGGGCUCGGGGGGCACCGCGGGGGGGGGGGAAGCAACUGGUCCCAGUAUCCCCCCUCCUCCUCCUCCUCUUCUUUUCCACUCUUUUCCUGGAGCGCAGCAUCCCGGCAUCAACGAAAUUUGGGGGGGACCACCCCCCCGACCCCCCAACUUCAAGAUUUCGAGAUGCUUUGUUUUUUAAUGAUAAGACUGAAGAGAGGCGGUUGUUCUGUAUAUUUUUGGAUGAUAUAGCAAAGAGUCCUUUUUUUAAAGGUGUUUUAAUGGGAUGGGGGGG
Messenger RNA from Cuculus canorus (common cuckoo), 989 nucleotides. RefSeq names its product inhibitor of DNA binding 3 (gene ID3). The coding region runs from base 213 to 590 and encodes 125 amino acids. Lineage: Eukaryota; Metazoa; Chordata; Aves; Cuculiformes; Cuculidae. The record is from RefSeq and is a predicted model, not a curated record. Gene Ontology annotation, molecular function: protein dimerization activity; transcription regulator activity. Gene Ontology annotation, biological process: negative regulation of transcription by RNA polymerase II; cell differentiation; circadian regulation of gene expression. Gene Ontology annotation, cellular component: cytoplasm; nucleus. The transcript is spliced from 3 exons.